AAAAAAAAAAAUUAAAAAUCAAAUGUCGUUAACAAAAGCAAUCAAUUAUUAUACAAAACGAUUGCUGACCCGUCGGCUAAGGUCAUCACUGGCCAACAAUACCGGCCACCGAUGCCUACACGUAUCGCCGAUUACUGCCGCCGCCGCCGCCGGCAAACAAACGGACAGCCAGCGAAAGUCGACUGGUAAUCGGAUAUCACGUGACUAUCCCGUUGUUGACCAUACAUUCGAUGCGGUGGUUGUCGGUGCCGGCGGUGCCGGACUCAGGGCUGCAUUCGGUCUCGUCGAAGAAGGUUUCAAAACGGCUGUCAUAACCAAACUGUUUCCGACCCGAUCGCAUACGGUGGCCGCCCAGGGCGGUAUCAACGCCGCAUUGGGCAAUAUGGAAUCGGACGACUGGCGCUGGCAUAUGUACGAUACGGUCAAAGGAUCGGAUUGGCUGGGCGACCAGGAUGCCAUACACUAUAUGACCCGGGAGGCACCGAAAGCAGUGGUCGAACUGGAAAACUAUGGUAUGCCGUUUUCGAGGACCAACGACGGCAAAAUCUAUCAGCGUGCAUUCGGUGGCCAAUCGUAUAAUUUCGGUAAAGGUGGCCAAGCUCAUCGAUGUUGUUGCGUAGCCGACCGUACCGGCCAUUCGCUGCUACACACUCUCUAUGGUCAGUCUCUGCGCUACGAUUGUAACUAUUUUGUCGAAUACUUCGCAUUGGAUCUCCUGAUGGAUGAAAAUAGUGGCGAAUGUGUGGGUGUUAUUGCAUUGAAUCUCGAAGACGGUUCGUUGCAUCGAUUCAGGGCCAAGAAUACAGUGUUGGCCACUGGCGGCUUAGGUCGGGCCUAUUUUUCGUGUACGUCAGCCCAUACGGUUACCGGCGACGGUACGGCUAUGGUAUGCCGGGCCGGUAUUCCCUGCCAGGACUUGGAGUUUGUCCAGUUUCAUCCGACCGGUAUCUACGGUGCCGGUUGUCUCAUUACCGAGGGUUGUCGCGGUGAGGGCGGCUUUCUGGUCAACAGCGAAGGCGAACGUUUUAUGGAACGAUACGCUCCCGUAGCCAAAGAUCUGGCCUCGCGUGAUGUAGUUUCCCGAUCGAUGACCAUCGAGAUUCGGGAGGGUCGCGGCUGUGGACCACACAAAGAUCAUGUAUAUCUACAGUUGCAUCACUUGCCAGCCGAACAAUUGGCACUGAGAUUGCCGGGUAUUUCCGAAACGGCAAUGAUAUUUGCCGGGGUUGAUGUUACCCGAGAACCGAUACCAGUAUUGCCGACUGUCCACUACAAUAUGGGCGGUGUUCCCACUAAUUUCAAGGGUCAAGUGCUGACACACGUUGAAGGCAGAGGCGAUGUCGUGAUUCCUGGUCUCUACGCUGCCGGUGAGUCGGCCUGUGCUUCCGUUCACGGAGCCAAUCGAUUGGGUGCCAACUCGUUGCUCGAUUUGGUCGUGUUUGGCCGGGCCUGUGCCCACACUAUUGCCGAAACCAACAAACCGGGCGAAUCGAUUCGGGAACUGAAAGAAUCGUCGGGCGAGCAAUCGGUGGCCAAUCUGGAUAAAGUCCGCAAUUCGAAUGGAUCGAUAUCGACGGCUGAACUACGGCUGAAGAUGCAAAAGGAUAUGCAGUCGCACGCGGCUGUCUUCAGGACAGGCGAUAGUCUGAAGGAAGGUUGCGUUAAGAUAGACGACUGUUACGCACAACUGUCCGAUAUUAAGAUUAAUGACAGAGGAUUGAUCUGGAAUAGCGAUUUGGUUGAGACACUUGAACUGCAGAACCUGAUGCUCAACGCACUGAUGGUCAUCAACGGUGCCGAACAGCGCAAGGAAAGCCGUGGCGCACACGCCCGUGAAGAUUUCAAGGACCGGGUCGAUGAAUAUGAUUAUUCAAAACCAUUGGACGGCCAACAGAAACGACCGAUCGCCGAACACUGGCGUAAACAUACACUGGCAGUUGUCGACCAGUCGACCGGUAAGGUUAAGCUAUGGUAUCGGCCGGUUAUAGAUGAAACAUUGGAUCGGGAAUGUAAUACGGUUGCACCGGCUAUUAGAUCCUACUAAUAGAGGUAUCAAUCAAUCCAUUUAGGUAUUUAUUAUUAUUAUUAUUAAA
Oppia nitens is the source of this 2093-nucleotide messenger RNA. It is a transcript of the gene SdhA, whose product is annotated as succinate dehydrogenase [ubiquinone] flavoprotein subunit, mitochondrial-like. The transcript has 3 exons. Bases 23 to 2044 code for a protein of 673 amino acids. Gene Ontology annotation, biological process: mitochondrial electron transport, succinate to ubiquinone; tricarboxylic acid cycle. The record is from RefSeq and is a predicted model, not a curated record. Lineage: Eukaryota; Metazoa; Arthropoda; Arachnida; Sarcoptiformes; Oppiidae. Gene Ontology annotation, molecular function: electron transfer activity; flavin adenine dinucleotide binding; succinate dehydrogenase (quinone) activity.